AUGACCACGAGCCACAAGCCCCAUCAGAACGUCCGCUUCGAGCUCGUCGUGCGUCGCAAGCAGCCCAAGGCGCAGCUCUCGGUCGAAGCCGCGUCGUGGACGCACAGCCGGCCGUUCAGAGACUACAGCGCGCUCCGGAAGAACCUGCUGCGCGAGCUGCAGCCCGGACACAACUGCUCCGCCGAGUGCAGGUGGCUCUACACGGUCGUGAAGCAGCACUUCCCCAAGACACAGAAGAUCUUCGCUCUAUGCGCGUUCAAGACCGAGCGGCAGCGGGCGGCGCUGUUGCGCGCCAUGACCACGAUCCAGUCGACGCUCGUGACGCACGGCAACCACGGCUGCAAGGUGCUCAUGGGGGCCGUGCUCAACACCUUCUCGACGUUCCUAGUCGACGACAGGACGUCGCUGUCGACCAACUCCGUCUCGCUGGCGCUGCCCAACCGUCAAGGGGUGUUUGGCCUGCCCAGUAGUCUAGGAAGACGGCUCGCCAGCCUCCGCAGCCUCUCUCGCGUCCGCGCCAGCGCCAGAUGA
Molecule: messenger RNA, 531 nt
Organism: Phytophthora sojae
Lineage: Eukaryota; Oomycota; Peronosporomycetes; Peronosporales; Peronosporaceae
Exons: 1
Coding region: 1-531 (176 amino acids)
Source: RefSeq, a predicted model, not a curated record